AUGAAACAAACGCUGGAAGUUGGUACCGGAGUUGAUGCAGUUGACAAGAAACUGGAAGUCGCAAGAAAGUGGAUUGAAGCUGAAAUUAAAAUGGUCAGCCCACGUUUGUCACGCUACAUUUGCGCUGCUGAGACGGGAGCACCGCUCAUCGUGUCACUAUAG
Molecule: messenger RNA, 162 nt
Organism: Plasmopara halstedii
Lineage: Eukaryota; Oomycota; Peronosporomycetes; Peronosporales; Peronosporaceae
Exons: 2
Coding region: 1-162 (53 amino acids)
Source: RefSeq, a predicted model, not a curated record